AGUUCUCGUAAGUAGCAACACAACAGUUCGGACAUGAAUUGAAAGAUGACGAGAGAUGAAGAUGCAUGGUGAUGAUUAGGAAGGAAAAAAGUGAAAAAUGGAGAGCAUAGUAGAGUUUAUGAGAAACUUAGCGCAGCAGCACGCCCAGGUGGUUCCUUUAACACUCUUCGUCGCUGUUCUGUGUCUCUGUUUAAUCAUCGGCCAUUUGUUGGAGGAAAACAGAUGGGUUAACGAAUCCAUCACCGCCAUCAUCAUCGGAUGCAUCUCUGGAACGUUUAUCUUGGUUCUAAGCAAUGGCAAAAACUCCCAUAUAUUAAGAUUCAAUGAAGAGAUCUUCUUUAUAUAUCUCCUUCCUCCUAUAAUAUUCAAUGCAGGAUUUCAGGUCAAGAAAAAGCAGUUCUUCCAGAACUUCAUAACCAUUAUGCUGUUCGGGGUGGUUGGUGUUUUCAUUUCAGCCUUCAUUAUUGUUGCUGGCUGCAGGUGGCUGUUUCCGAGAUUAGGAUUUUAUGGUCUGAAAGCACGUGACUAUCUUGCUGUAGGUGCAAUAUUUUCAUCAACCGACACAGUGUGCACACUGCAGGUUCUUCAUCAAGAUGAGACUCCUUUACUAUACAGCUUAGUAUUUGGGGAAGGAGUGGUUAAUGAUGCAACAUCAGUUGUUCUCUUCAAUGCAAUACAAAAGAUGGAUGUCACAAGGCUUAAUUCGAUGACUACCCUUCACGUUAUUGGAGAUUUCGUGUACUUGUUCUUGACAAGCACUGCUCUGGGAGUCACUACUGGGCUUGUGACAGCUUAUAUACUGAAAACCUUAUACUUUGGAAGGCAUUCGAGCAUUCGUGAAAUUUCCCUGAUGGUUUUAAUGGCGUAUCUGUCUUACAUGUUAGCUGAGCUGCUGGACUUGAGUGGGAUUCUUACUGUUUUCUUUUGUGGGAUUCUCAUGUCACAUUAUGCUUGGCAUAAUGUGACCGAAAGUUCGAGAAUCACAACCAGGCAUGUAUUUGCAAUGAUGUCAUAUGUUGCAGAGACAUUCAUAUUUCUCUAUGUGGGCAUGGAUGCACUUGAUAUUGAGAAAUGGAAGACAAGUAAAUUAAGUUUUGGAAAUUCAAUGAGCAUCUGCAGCAUGUUAAUGUUGCUAAUAUUGCUGGGACGAGCUGCAUUCGUGUUUCCUCUCUCAGCUCUUUCCAAUUGCAUGAACAGAGGAAGAGUAUCACUGAUUACGUUCAGACACCAGAUAAUUAUUUGGUGGGCUGGACUAAUGAGAGGAGCAGUCUCAAUUGCUUUGGCUUAUAAGCAGUUCACAAAUGCUGGGGUUACAUGGGAGCCAAUCUUUGCUACAAUGGUCACUAACACCAUCAUUGUCGUCCUGUUCUCCACAAUGGUGUUUGGUUUUCUGACAAAACCAUUAAUAGUCUAUAUGCUUCCGCAAAAUGCAAAUAACCAAGACAAUCAUCAAGAAGAAAAGAUGCCUAAAGAAGAUGCGCGUCUACCUUUGCUAUCGUUCGAAGAGUCUGCGACAACCAACCUGCAACGAGCAUCAGAGAGUUUUUCCAUGCUAAUGGAAAGCCCUGUGUAUACUAUACAUUACUACUGGAGGAAAUUUGACAAUGCCUACAUGAGACCUGUAUUUGGGGGUCCUGGAAGCAGUCACCCAGAAUGCUAGGCAUAUGCGAAUGAAAUGAUCUCGUGUCGAUGCUGGCCAGGAUACUGGUAUUGGAGGUGCAUCAUUUCUUGGCCAAUUUUGCUGAAUGUAGAUUGAUUGAUUUGAUGAUUUGGUUGAGUUUUGAAAGUGUGACUG
Molecule: messenger RNA, 1795 nt
Organism: Manihot esculenta (cassava)
Lineage: Eukaryota; Viridiplantae; Streptophyta; Magnoliopsida; Malpighiales; Euphorbiaceae
Product: sodium/hydrogen exchanger 4
Exons: 14
Coding region: 98-1660 (520 amino acids)
Biological process (GO): regulation of pH; sodium ion transport; proton transmembrane transport
Cellular component (GO): membrane
Molecular function (GO): sodium:proton antiporter activity
Source: RefSeq, a predicted model, not a curated record